AUGGCGCCCAGUGCCACUCCCGAUCGCAGCUUUGUGACAAACGGGGAUCAUGCAAGGCAUGGCAACUUCGAUCUUGUCAGGAGGGUGGAGCUAGAGUACGCGCCGGGCAUGAGCAUGGAGAAGUGGCAGAGCAGAAAGACUGGAUUUACAGUGUACUGGGCGGAUUUCGAAAGCCCGCUGCUGAAUAGCUACGCCACGAUCGCCUCGGAGAUCUUCCAAGAUAGCGGCGUGCCGCACACUCUCGAGCACUUGAUCUUCCUUGGAUCCAAGCAGUACCCAUACAAGGGCGUGCUGGACUCUUUGGCCAACAGAGCCUUCGCUUCCGGCACCAACGCGUGGACCGCCAACGAUCACACGGCAUAUACGCUCACCACGGCGGGGUCCGAUGGAUUCCUCAGGAUGCUCGACGUCUAUCUGGAUCAUACCUUCUUUCCUACUCUGACUCAGUCUGGGUUCGUCACCGAGGUGUAUCACGUCAAUGGAAAAGGAGAGGAUGCCGGCGUUGUUUUCAGCGAGAUGCAAGGUCGCGAGAAUACCGCUGGAGACUUGAUGGAACUCAAAAUGCAGCGAAUGCUGUACCCUCCCACCUCGGCUUAUCGCUCCGAGACUGGCGGGCUCAUGUCGGCCUUGCGUGUGCUUAGUAUAGACGACAUCCGAGAGUAUCACCAAAAAUACUACACACCGCACAACAUGGCCCUGGUUGUGUGCGGGCCAUUGGAGAGAGCAGCGCUUUUGGACUCACUCGCGCCCGUAGAGAAGCGACUAGAGGACGCGGGACUCGGGCAUGGUGUCGCCGGACCGCCCGGCUGGAAGCGUCCAUUCGUGGAAACCCCGAGCAAGAUUCCUCCGACCAUCGAUGGCUCGCAGACGCUUCCUGGUCUCGACCCGGCGGAUCCUGAUCCGACUCAAGAUAAGCUGAGAAGGCGUGCCUUUGUCGCUUUUCCAGAAAAGGAUGAGAGCGUCGGCGAAGUGGCCAUCACGUGGGUUGGCCCAGAGUAUAGUGACUUCCAAACCACCGAAGCGCUGAGCGUCUUAAGCACUUAUCUCAUUGAUUCUGCGGUUUCGCCGGUUCAACAAGCAUUCGUCGAGCGUGACGAUCCGCUCUGUACGGACGUCUUCAUCCAGAGCGAAGAUCGCGCGGGCAAGACGACCAUCACUGCCUACUUCUCAUCCGUACCUACCGCGUCAUUAGAUGCAGUCGAUGCGGACUCGCUGAUCCCCCUGCUCAAAAAGAUUGCUAGCGAAGGCUUCGACAUGGAGCGCAUGGCAAUGGUGAUCAAGCGCGAUCGUCAGAAAUUGCUUGCAAGCUUGGAAAGUAAGCCUGCUGAUUCAUUUGCGGACGUCAUCAUCGCCGAUAUGCUUUACGGCAAACCUGACGGGUCCGAUCUGAAAGCCGCCGUCGACGAUAUGACGCGAUUCGACGCAUUACAAAGUUGGACGUCUGAUCAGUGGGCCGCACUGUUGCGAACAUGGUUCAUCGACAACCCUCGAAAUGUCGUCAUUGGCAAGCCUUCGAAAGAGCUCGUAGCCAAGCUCAAGGCGGAUACAAAGGCGCUGGAAGAGACACGCAAACGCCAGCUCGGCCCUGCAGGAUUGAAGCAUUUGGAAGAUGUUCUGGAAGGGGCCAAGGCUGAGAACGACCGCGAUAUUCCUCCAGAGAUGCUCACGUCAUUCAAGGUGCCAAAUGUCGACAGUAUCAAGUGGAUCACAGUGGGAACUGGCAUCAACGAGGUGGCGGCAUCAAAGCUGAUCACGGCGUCUGCUCCCCGCGAUCCGAGCUCUCGCACCAUCGACAGCCAGGUGCAACAGCACAUCGAGAAUGACGCUAGUCCACUCCCUUUCUUCGUUCAGUGGGAUCACGUCAAGAGUGCAUUCGCCACCGUCACUCUCCUGUUCAACACGAAACACAUUCCUUCACAUCUACGAGGCCACCUCAAUCUAUACCUCUCUGCCUUUUUCUCUCUGCCUGUGACCCGAGCAGAUGGCACCAAGUUGCCUUAUGAAGCAGUAGUCAAGGGCCUGGACGAGGACACGCUCGGUUACGAGAUGGGCCUGGGAGCAGGUUCAGGAUUUGCAGAGCUCCUGACGAUCGAGCUCAAGGUGGAGAGCAAGAACUACGCGAAAGCGAUCGCAUGGUUGCGGGAUUUGAUAUGGGGUGCAGAAUUGUCCGUGGAGCGUCUACGCGUUACGGCUGCCAAACUUCUGCAGUCUCUGCCGGAGCAGAAACGGGAUGGACGUGCCAUCUCGUGGGCAUUGUCAAGGUCUCUUACCCACUCCAGGGACCUUUCGACCAAUGUGGCCAACUCAGUUCUGAGCAGCCUGGAUACGAUCCCUGCACUUGCUGAGCGACUAGGCGCUGUCGAAGGCAAGCCAUCCGAGCCACAGAGCGUCGUGCAAGAGCUUGAUGAGGUUCGACAGGCGCUGUUCCGACCAGAACUGAUGCGAGCAAGUGUUGCCGGGGAUGUGCUCGGACAAGCCCACCCGCGCAAAGAUUGGCUCGACCACUUCGCUACUGGUCAGAGCUGGCCACCGAACCCCACUGAGCCAGUGACAUGGGCGCAUGAAAUCCUAACCGAGAUUGGCAAAAAGCCCCAACGCAAGGGUAUUCUGUGCGCAAUGCCUACGAUCGAAAGCUCAUACGCUGUUUUCACGGCCAAAGGCCUCCAUGGCUUUCAGCAAGCGGAUUCUGCUGCCAUGACGGUGACCCUGGGAGUCUUGAACGCAAUGGAGUCUUACUUGUGGCGCUUUAUUCGCGGCGCCGGCCUGGCAUACGGUGCUUCUAUCCGAAACGACGCCGAAGCCGGCCAUAUCACCUUUUCGCUGUACCGCAGCCCGGAUUCGGCAAAGGCAUUCUUGGAAGCCAAGAAAGUCAUUACUGCGCUUGCGGAAGGCACAAUGGCGAUCGACGCGACCACUCUGGAGAGCGCCAAGAGCUCUCUGCAUUUCUCUGUGGCUGACUCCGAAGGCACAGUGAGCCAAGCAGCUACUCAGAGUUUUGUCGAUGCUGUGCUCAAAGGCACGGGCAAAGGCAGAGGCCGACGAUUAUUGCAAGACAUUGAAAAUGUUGGUCUUGCGGACAUCAAGCGUAUUCUCUCGCAGUACGUCCUGCCCCUCUUCGAUCCGGAAACGUCCAUCUGCGCAAUCGCCGCCUCACCGUCGCGCGCUGCGGAGAUGGAAGAGCAACUCAGCAAGUUGGGUUAUGAAAUGGAAAGGAGAGAUCUUGGUGGCGAGGAUGACGAUCUGAGCGGAUCGGAUGGUGAUGAAGACGACAGCAUGGAUAGCGAGGACAGCGACGAAACCGACGCAAGCGAGGACGCUGGUCGAGGCAAACUUUGA
This is a messenger RNA of Ceraceosorus guamensis, 3336 nucleotides long. RefSeq lists its product as hypothetical. Gene Ontology annotation, molecular function: metal ion binding. The transcript has 8 exons. Bases 1 to 3336 code for a protein of 1111 amino acids. The record is from RefSeq and is a predicted model, not a curated record. NCBI's taxonomy places the organism in Eukaryota, Fungi, Basidiomycota, Exobasidiomycetes, Ceraceosorales, Ceraceosoraceae.